GCAGACGGUAGGACUAAAAAACAGACAGUAAAAAUAGCACACCUUUGAAAUUGCACGUUAAUUUAGAAGAAUUAAAAUGUAUUUCUGAGAUUGGAAGAUGCAUUGCCAUCCUUCUGGGGCAAUUGGUAGCCUAUUUAACAUUUUCACAAAAUAGACCAUCAACCAUAAACAGUCAAUGGCAUCAACACAUUACCCUGGUGCCAUAGCUUCAAAUGGGCCAAGAUCGAGGAGUCGACAGUAAACACAAAAGCCAUAAAGUAGACGAAUCUGCAGCUCCUCCCCGUCAUCUUUGCUACUUUUGUAACGGUAGUGAAGUCAAACUACAGAAGUCACGAUGUACUCGGAGAGAUGCAAACCCAAUCGAAAUACGUAUUGGAAUGAUGGAUUUCAACAGUGUCAACAAUGCAAAUCAAGGUUUCCAUUAAAAGCAGGGUAUGAGUUCUCUCCCAACUGCGGCUUUGAUGAUCAGGGUGGCAGGCAUGAAACCCCCUACGUUCCGUGUAACCCCCAAACAUUCAACAACGGGAGUUUUGUCGAAUGCCAGUCAUGCACCAUUUGUUCUGUGAAGACUAUCCAUAAAUGCAACACUACAGUGGACGCGCAAUGCUGUGAAGGGGAGGAGGAUGGAUGCGGUCUCGGAUUUACGACAAAAAGGACAACCUUGGCUUCAACCUUGGGAUCAACGACAAAACUUCCACAAUUCACCAGUGUAACACCUAAACAUUUUCUUGGUUUGAUGACAUUUACAACUGUCGUUGUAAUUAUUCUCCUAUUAUUAGUCGUCUUCUGGAAGAGAAAGCAAAAACACAGAUACCCAUGUUGCAAAGAUAAUAAAAAGCAGCCAAACUGUACUCCGAUCACAAUUGAGGAGGAUCCCUUAUACAAUGGCCACUAUACAAACCACUAUGCAACCCAGUCACAGGUGGAAAAACAAGAUACCCUGAGUCUGGAGAUCCAGUCUGCACCGUUGCAGAUAGUCCUGGAGAACCUGGAUGUUCUGGAGGAGCUGGUGAUCCUGCUGGACCCAGAGAGGCCAGGGGUGAAGAACACCACCCACCUGGCCUCCAGAUGCUCCUUCCCAUCCACAUGGAUCACCUACACCUACUCCCUGAGGGCGACCAGGAGCCCCCUGAAAGCAGUGCUGGAGGGGGUCACCACCAGAAAUCCUGACUGGACCGUAGGACACCUGGCCCAGCUGCUGAAGGAGAUGGACCGCAAUGAUGCAGUGGCAGUGCUCACUAAACUCUCCCUGGCUCAGGAAAUAUCCUUCCUGCCACAGUAUAACUUCACUGAAUAAUUUUAUACGAAAAGUAUGUAUAACUUAAAAUCCGCUGUUACUUUUUUUAUUACUUCAACUUGUAUUGUAUACUUAAAUGUAAAAUCUGUUUUAACACGACACAUUAAUUCUCCCAUUUUAUGUUCAUUAAAAAGCUUUGUAA
Messenger RNA from Hypomesus transpacificus, 1439 nucleotides. RefSeq names its product IGF-like family receptor 1 (gene igflr1). NCBI's taxonomy places the organism in Eukaryota, Metazoa, Chordata, Actinopteri, Osmeriformes, Osmeridae. Gene Ontology annotation, molecular function: protein binding. The record is from RefSeq and is a predicted model, not a curated record. The coding region runs from base 335 to 1297 and encodes 320 amino acids. The transcript has 8 exons.